Molecule: messenger RNA, 701 nt
Organism: Drosophila ficusphila
Lineage: Eukaryota; Metazoa; Arthropoda; Insecta; Diptera; Drosophilidae
Product: lipopolysaccharide-induced tumor necrosis factor-alpha factor homolog
Exons: 2
Coding region: 69-458 (129 amino acids)
Molecular function (GO): zinc ion binding
Source: RefSeq, a predicted model, not a curated record
GGCGAUCGUUUGAAUUCGUUUGGAAACCCGAGAACCCAGAGAAUUUAAAGGAGUGAAGAUCCAGAAUUAUGGACAGCAAGCAGCCUCCGCCGUACAGUGAGCAAGCCGGAUUCACGCCCGCACAAACCUAUCAACCAGGAGGACCCACCCAACCACCACUAUACCCACCGAUGCCACGACCACCCCAGACUUCCACGGUGAUCAUCCAGACCACGACGACCUCCAAUCUGGUGCCUAUCGGCUGUGGACCCAGCCGCAUCCGUUGUCCAUCCUGCCACGCCGAAGUAUUGACCACGGUACGGAGUACUCCGUCCGGAAGGACACACUUUUGGGCCCUCAUGCUGUGUCUGUUCCUCUGCUGGCCAUGCGUUUGCCUUCCGUACUGCAUGAAUUCCUGCCAAAAUGACAACCACUACUGUCCCAACUGCAGUGCCUAUAUCGGCACCUACGAGAACUAAUUAACUACUUAUUUAUAUCUACCACAAAGAAUUUAAUUGUAAAAAUGAGAGAUUAAAACAGGAAAUGCGAUAGGGUAAUAUUAUAUUAUUAUUUAUCGCAUAAAAUAGAAUUUAUAAUAUUUUAUUUAACAUUUUUUAAUUUAAUUCAAUCUAUAAGAAUUAUGAUAAUGUGAUAAUCAGUAUAUUUAUAACGCGUAGCCAUGUUUACCCGUAAAUAAAUGAAUUAUUGUUCUUGCAAAAGAA